AUGUCCAGCCCUCACGCUGGGGCAGCUACCAGUGACAAUGUCGUCGAUAACAACGGUUCUUUUGACCCGGAGCUUGCGCGAGCAUACUCUUCCAUGCCGCCUCACGAAUUCAAGGACAAUUGGUACCUGGAAUCGACAAUGAAGAAAGAUCCUACUUCUGAAGAGGACGGUUAUUUGUCUGCAGAGGAUGAUAAGCAUUUCAUUGAGGUGUGGACUUCUGUUAGCCCCAGCAUAUGCAUCACUCCAACAACCAACAACAACAGCGAAGGCGACAACUCGAUGGUUCAUCUCGACCGAAGCUCGACACCCGAUACGGCUAUGAUAUCAUCCGGGACAUCUGAGGAAGUCAAUGAGAAUACGGCUACUACACAUGAGGCAGUCAAUGAGAAUGAUGCAUCAGCUUCUUCAUCGUCACCCAAAAAGAAUCCUCCUGUUCGUCGAUUGCGUCCAAGACGAGAAAAUCAAGUAAAGCCAUACACCUGGGAACUCGCUCUACACAAGGCAAAAAUUGCUGGUAUUGAAGAGUUACUAGCAGCUGAUGCACGUUUACGAAGAGAGGAAGAGAAACACAGCCUUGAAGAUCAAUAUGAAGAAGAAGAAAAUGAUCACCAAGACGACGAAGAUGAUGAUGACGAUGAUGAUCCGAUGGAUACAGAAGAUGAUGACGAUGAUGAAUCAGAGGAGCGUAUUGUACGUAAAGGAUUACGACACAUGCGUUUAUCAGAGAAAAAGCGACAUACAUCAUCACCAUCUCUAUCUACGUCUUCCCCUAGUUUGCCAUCAACACCACCUCCAAUUGAUCCUUUACGUUCUUCUGUUCAUGUGAGCCUGUGGCCUACCCAUACCACCAAUACAAGAGCACCAACAGUAUCACGCGUGUAUGGUAGUAAAAAGAAAAAGCAUCGGAUGACAAGGCCAAUGAAAUCCAAAAUUCAAUCAUCACGACGACGAGCACCAAGGAUUAUGGAGGAUGAUGAAGAAGAAGAUGAAGAUGAUGACAAUAUGGAAAAUGAUGACAUUCAGCAACCAGAACCUGAAGUUGAAGACGUGUUUGCAUUUCCUCAGCAUCCAAUCCAAUCGCCAUUUCCCAAUGCAACUCGACAGAGUGGCAAGGAUGAUGAUGUGGAUGACAUAUUUGAUUUUCCCAUUGAUGCUGAACCCGUUGAUCCCAUUGACGAUGAUCCAGUUGAUGAUUCAACGCCGACUACUCCACGACCACGCUCAACUCACCAAGCAGCAAUGGAUGAAUUAAAGCGUCGACGACAAGGAAGACAGCGAGCAACGAGCAAUGAUGAUGAGUUUGUGGUGGAGGAUACGGAAGAAUUCAAACCCAAAAAGAGAAAGCGAUUCAACAUGAAUGAAUUACCUUCAACACACGGCGUACUACCACGUUCAUUCGGCAUUGUAGCAAAGCGAUUGGAAGAACGACCCAAACCAGUUGCUCAAAUGGAUGAUGAAGAGGAUAAUGAUGCACACUCAACAACAUCAUCAGCAUCAUCAUCAGCAUCAGCGGAUGAAUUACCUAUGUACGAUCCAACAUUGAAACAGCAGUUGCUUCCUGAAUUUUUUGAAUCACCUCCUCAAUCUCAUUCUGCAUCCCAUUCAUCAUCAUCACCACGACAACCUUCAAAAUCAUCAUCAUCACGGCCUCGAACAACUAAUACCAAUCAUUCAUCCAGCAACAAGAUUCGAUAUUCAUCCUCCAAAAUGCCACGUUCAUCCAAUUCAACAGCGCAAGGAAGCAGUAAUCAUCAUCCUCAGCAACCGAGUAAGAAGCGACGACGACGACAACGCAACAAGUUAGAUGGCAUUUACAUUCAUCCACGUCUUGAUGAUGACUAUCUUCCUUCUUUACCCAAAUUUGGACGUGGAGAUCCAUCAAGAUCGCAUAUUCCAUACCUUCCCUCCGAUGACGACAUGGACGACAUGGAGCUCGAUACCAAUACCAACUCUCGAUCCUCUGCACAACUGACGACAUCCACUGCAUUUAAUUCACCACCACCACCCUCAGCAAGUCAUCCACCAUUCCAGCAUUCACUUCUUCAACCCUCUUCACCAGCAUUAUCUUUUCCAUCAACAACAACACCUAUUCAAGAUCCAUUUGAAGAAUUUGUCAAAUCGCAUCCAACAUUCACCUAUGAUUUCAACACAACUCCAUCUCACUACGAAGGCAGUAUUUCUGGAACACGUUAUAUUGGAAGAGGAUUCCUUGCAAAUCUUUUUGAACAAGAACAACCCCUCGCUAUGCCUGCAACGCAAGUCUUUGGAGAAGAAUUACCGAUGAUGGAUAGCAGCAGCAGCAGCGAUGAUGACAACAUGGCACCACCACCUGCAUGGAUGGAUUAUGCUUCACUCCAACGACUCUUGUAUAAAUGUUUUCAUCACCUUGCCAAUUACAUUGAACGUGAUAUUGGAGGACGUGAGCAAGAGAUUGAAUUACGCAAGUUUACGUGCAUCUAUCACUUUCUUUCAUGGUCCAUCAUGGUACAAGGACGAGCAUUACCAGGCUACUUUGAAAAGGAGAUUGAAUGCAUGGUGCAACGUGUGCUGACACUGAAUGGGAAGCGGACCCCUAGCAAGUGGGUGAUUCUGAUCCUCGUGUACUAUAUGGAUUGGAAACGUAGAUUGCAUCCUUCUUUGAAUGACUCACGCGCACAACACCUUCUUUUGGAGCACUUGUACCGCCUAGGUCCUGAUCAAGUACACAUUCAGGUCAAUGAAGCGAGUAUCACUGCUGAGAAUAUAGUCUCUGUUGAAGCAUGGGUCUCUUUACUCAAGUUUGAAGCGGAUCAUGGUCAAAUCUGGCACACAUUGUGGACCUGGAUCGAGCAGGAUGAAUCAUUACCCGUGUGGGACAAGGUGGAACGUGCGUGGCAUUGGCUGUUUGUGAUACGAGUCAUGCGAGGAUUUGACACUCGGGGCAAAUUAUCAAAACCAAGCUUCCAUGAUCAAUCUACUUGGCCUGGUGUCUCUCGAUUGGUGACAUUGAGUAGGGAAUUGGUUGAAAAAUGGGGUACAAAGUAUGAUCAAUAUGCCCAUUGUUUACGUAAGCGGUGGAGAAGCUUGAACACGUCGUCAUAA
Lichtheimia ornata is the source of this 3081-nucleotide messenger RNA. RefSeq lists its product as uncharacterized. The record is from RefSeq and is a predicted model, not a curated record. The transcript has 3 exons. Bases 1 to 3081 code for a protein of 1026 amino acids. Lineage: Eukaryota; Fungi; Mucoromycota; Mucoromycetes; Mucorales; Lichtheimiaceae.